AGCAAGGGAGUGAGUGGGCUGAGCUGAGCCAAACUGAGCGGAGCCCAGGCAAUCAAUCGCAACAUUUCCUUUCUACCAGGCGCGCUGUAAGGUUGGGGAAGCUGCCGCAGAGCCUGCCUCCGGCCCUUCAGCCUUACAACCCACCAGUCCAGCUCUUUCUCUUGCUCUAUUUUCCCAGACUCGCCAUGCUAAUCCCUGGCCGAGAGCUUCAGUGCUGUCCAGCGUUUCCCAGCAUGCGCCCCCGCUGAGGCGACCGCUCCCCGCGCCCUUGAGCGCCAAGGGCCCCCUACCCUACUCCCCCUUUCCCUUACCCUUCCCUUCCCUACCCACCCUUGCGGGCCUUGCGAGCCCAGUCUCCCGGUGAGUUGGGGCGCAGCCCCGGGGGACCAGGAUGGUGCAGAAAUCUCGCAAUGGGGGAGUCUAUCCGGGGCCCAGCGGAGAGAAGAAACUCAAGGUGGGCUUCGUUGGGCUGGACCCCGGGGCCCCCGACUCCACCCGGGACGGGGCGCUGCUUAUCGCUGGCUCGGAGAGCAGUAAACGCGGCAGCAUUCUCAGCAAGCCCCGCUCGGGCGGCGCCGGCACUGGUAAACCCCCGAAGCGCAAUGCCUUUUACCGCAAGCUGCAGAAUUUCCUCUACAACGUGCUGGAGAGACCCCGCGGAUGGGCCUUCAUCUAUCAUGCCUAUGUAUUCUUGCUGGUUUUCUCCUGCCUGGUGCUGUCAGUCUUCUCCACCAUCAAGGAGUAUGAGAAGAGCUCAGAAGGUGCCCUGUACAUCCUGGAAAUCGUCACCAUCGUGGUUUUUGGGGUGGAAUACUUUGUGAGGAUCUGGGCUGCUGGCUGCUGCUGUCGCUACCGGGGCUGGAGGGGAAGACUGAAGUUUGCUCGAAAACCCUUCUGUGUCAUUGAUAUCAUGGUGCUGAUAGCCUCGAUUGCUGUGUUGGCUGCGGGAUCCCAGGGCAAUGUAUUCGCCACUUCAGCCCUUCGGAGUUUGAGAUUCUUACAGAUUUUGAGGAUGAUUCGAAUGGAUCGGAGAGGAGGCACCUGGAAACUCCUUGGUUCGGUGGUGUAUGCCCAUAGCAAGGAGCUGGUCACUGCCUGGUAUAUUGGUUUCCUUUGUCUCAUUCUGGCCUCCUUCUUGGUGUACCUGGCAGAGAAAGGCGAGAAUGAUCACUUUGACACCUAUGCAGACGCACUUUGGUGGGGCCUGAUUACUUUGACUACGAUCGGGUAUGGUGAUAAGUAUCCCCAGACCUGGAAUGGACGGCUGUUGGCUGCUACUUUCACCCUCAUUGGAGUCUCGUUCUUUGCUCUCCCUGCCGGAAUUUUAGGUUCAGGGUUUGCUCUGAAGGUCCAGGAACAGCAUCGCCAGAAGCACUUUGAGAAGAGACGAAAUCCUGCAGCUGGUCUGAUUCAGUCUGCUUGGAGAUUCUACGCCACCAACCUCUCUCGGACAGACCUCCAUUCAACCUGGCAAUAUUAUGAGCGCACAGUCACCGUUCCCAUGUACAGCUCGCAAACACAAACUUACGGGGCCUCCAGACUGAUUCCACCUCUCAAUCAACUGGAACUUCUUCGAAACCUCAAGAGCAAAUCUGGACUCACUUUCAGGAAAGAACCUCAGCCUGAGCCAUCACCAAGUAAAAGCAAACCGUGCAAAGAGUCUCUGUGUGGAUGCUGCUCUGGAAACUCUAGUCAGAAGGUCAGUUUGAAAGAUCGUGUCUUCUCCAGUCCCCGAGGCGUUGGUGCCAAGGGGAAAAGUUCUCCGCAGGCCCAGACUGUCCGGAGGUCCCCCAGCGCAGACCAGAGCAUCGAGGACAGCCCAAGCAAAGUGCCCAAGAGCUGGAGUUUUGGGGAUCGAAACCGAGCUCGGCAAGCAUUCCGCAUCAAAGGCGCGGCGUCCCGGCAGAACUCGGAAGAAGCAAGUCUCCCAGGAGAGGACAUUGUGGAUGACAACAAAAGCUGCAACUGUGAGUUUGUAACGGAAGACUUGACUCCAGGCCUGAAAGUCAGCAUCAGGGCAGUAUGUGUCAUGCGCUUCCUUGUUUCCAAACGGAAGUUCAAGGAGAGCCUGAGGCCCUAUGAUGUAAUGGAUGUCAUUGAACAGUACUCAGCUGGACAUCUGGAUAUGUUGUCCCGGAUUAAAAACCUUCAAUCCAGGAUAGAUAUGAUUGUGGGUCCCCCACCCCCUUCAACUCCCCGGCAUAAGAAGUACCCAACUAAAGGACCCAAAGAAUCGCCCCAAUACUCGCCUAGAGUGGACCAGAUUGUUGGACGUGGACCAGCAAUUACUGACAAGGACCGUACUAAGGGGCCAGCAGAAGGGGAGCUACCUGAAGAUCCUAGCAUGAUGGGCCGGCUUGGGAAAGUGGAGAAACAGGUUCUCUCCAUGGAGAAGAAGUUGGACUUCCUGGUCAACAUUUACAUGCAGCGGAUGGGCAUUCCUCCAACAGAAACAGAAGCCUACUUUGGUUCUAAGGAACCAGAACCUGCCCCUCCUUAUCAUAGCCCAGAGGAGAGCCGGGAGCACAUUGACAAGAACGGCUGUAUCAUCAAGAUCAUCCGCUCCACCAGCUCCAUGGGGCAAAAGAAUUUCUCUGCUCCUCCUGCACCGGCCAUGCCUUCUAACACAUGCCCUCCAUCCACUUCAUGGCAGCACCAAGCCUAUCAGCGACAGAGCCAUGGGUCUUCUCCAGUAGGAGAUAAUGGCUCUUUAGUCCGAAUCCCCCCUCCACCAUCCCAUGAGCGGUCCUUGUCUGCCUAUAGUGGGGGUAACCGGGCUAGCAUGGAGUUCCUCCGUAAUGAGGACAUGGCUGUCAAGCACCAUGAGAGUGCCUUGAGGGACAGCGACACCUCAAUCUCUAUCCCCUCAGUGGACCAUGAGGAACUGGAGCGUUCCUUCAGUGGCUUUAGCAUUUCUCAGUCCAAGGAGAACUUGGACAUGCUGAACAGUUGCUAUGCAGCUGUAGCCCCUUGUGCAAAAAUCAGACCCUACAUUGCAGAAGGGGAGUCGGACACUGAUUCUGACCUUUGCACACCCUGUGGCCCCCCACCACGGUCAGCCACUGGGGAGGGCCCCUUCAGUGACAUGGGCUGGUCAGGCCCUCGAAAAUGAGGCUUUUGCUACCCAACCAGCUGAUGGUUCAUAUUGUCCACAUGUUGAACUCUUUUCCAAGGGACUGACCACCAAGGAUUUGUGUUUCAGAAACUUGCUUAACUCUGGGACACUCUCUAGUAGCUGUGUUGAGUGCAUAGGGAGGGGAGGGAAGGGAGGGGGAUGAGGUUGGGACAGAGGCUGGCUCAGCAACGCUCUUCCUUGAAGAAGGGUCAGUGGGUAAUAUUAUCCAUAGGAGACUGGAUCAAUUUUCUCCUGUCUUUCUGGGUGCACUAUUUAAGGGAGGGGUGUGAAACUGUGUCUUGAUACAGGGUAGAUGAGUGGAGUUUCUUGGUAUCAGCCAAGCAAGGUUUUAUAAAAAGUCAUUUUGUUAUAAGGUAUUAAUUGUCCCAUGGGUAGAAGCUUAUUUAUUACCUCUGGGGUUCUCUGUGAUGACAAAGCAAAUACACAAUCCCCACUGUCUUAUACAACAAUUGUUGAUUUUUUUUAUAGAAGUGGCAGACUUUUAAGUGGACUCAAAACUUUUAGUUCAACAUUCAUCAGUGGGAGAGUGAAGAUGAUGACAGUGGGGUGUGAGGGAACUAUGGAGGUGGCUCUAUAAGUGGAUUGGUUAUAGUUUUUGGAUCUUUGCUCUGAGAAUUUCCAAAGUUGAAAAAUGUGAGCAUUUUUUUAAAAAUUGGGAGGAAAGGCCAAAUUGUGAGUCAGUGGUGAUCCAAGAGAGAUUUAAGAAUUUUUAAAUAUGCAAUUAGGAGUUACAUUUAAAACAUCUAUUACACUAAAUUGGGUAACCUUUUUAGUCUUUCUGCUUCCAAACAGUACAGGCUUUUUUAGAGUGUGACUGUAUUGGGUGGUUACUGAUUUGAAUUUUACUCUGUGGAUCUUACUCAUGCUCUAUAGAGAGUUUGGCAGCAAAAGGGAGCAUGAGGGAAAAAAUGAAGAUAAGUGGAGAGGGCAAAAUUUGAAGCCUUAUUUUUUUUAAUGUUAACUCCCCAGAGAGUUGGGUUUUUAAUGUGGUGAAUGGUGAACAGUCAAAUGACUGACUAGCUUUACCACAGUCCCUUUAUGGACAUAUUCAUGGUUGUACCUGAAAGUGUUCUUCUCUCACUGAUCCACUAAAAAUGUUUGCUUCUCUGAUCCCAUAACUCAUAUUCCCCUCAACUCUCUUCCUUUAUGAAAUGUUUCCUCUCUUCACCAUCUUAAAGCAGGAAGGAAAUCUCCCUUUCUUCUUUUCUUGAGUAUAAGUCUACCAAACUGCUAGUUGGCUUCUAUUUCCAUUUGGCUCUUUAUUCUUGAAGCAGUAUUGCUGUCAUGAAUGCUGGACCUAUAUUCAGGACCCCUGCCAUAAGCAGGAGCAUCACUUUCAUUGGGGACCAAAACAAAUCCACAAAGUGAUCCUUUUUGUCUUUUGAUAUCCACUGGACUCACUAGGGAAUAGGGAGGAGUUGGUAGAGCAGAUUUUCACAUAUAUGCUUUGAAUUGCCCUGGCCCUAAUCCUUUCAUUUAAUUGAAGUGCUCUAUCCCUGGGAUCACAGGGUCUUCUUAAAAGCUAAAAUUAUAGGUACCUUUGUGCUCUGGUCUGGACUUUACAUUCUCCAGUCAUCUUUCCAGGGGCAUGCAGAUAAGCUAUCUGCAGGUAAGAGUUAGGAGAUUUAGAUUAAAAGGCCAUUUCAGUCCUGCUGGAAAUAAAAGUCCCUAUUCCUGCAAAGCCAUAUUCAACCCUUUGGGGAAGAUUUUCUCCCCAGAGACUUGCUUCAACUAUGCUGAUUUGGCAUAGAAACAAAAAGAAAGUGGUCAAGUUUGAACUUUGGCUCUAAUGCUUAUAAUAUGACUUAGGUAUGAGUGGACAUUUCUGAAUAUGGAAACUUAGUGCUCUCUGAGGAACAUCAAAAAAACUCAUGAUGUUUAGAGCCAACUUCAUGUUUUGAUUUAUCCAGUUUAUCCAGUAGCCAUCCUUGUAAUUUAUUGGGAUAAUAUGUCUGAGCAAUGUAACUAAUUUGCAGAUAUUUGGAAAGUUUUUUCCACAUACUGCAUAGUAGGUCCCAAAGGACAGCAUCUUACUGAACUCAAGGGACAAUCUCUUUAUCAUUUGGCACAUUCUAUAAGGACAGUGGGCUGAUCUUGUCUUAUUCUGUCUCCCAUCAAUACUUAGAGAAGACUCCAUGUUAUUAGCUAGUGUGACAUGAUAAGCUCUUUAAAGGAUAGUAUGUUCUUAAUUCUCACCCUUUCUCUCCUACUGAAAUAGAGUCUCUCUGAUUCUCUCCUUUACCUACCACACAGUGAAGAAACUAUGUUGAAAAGCCAAUUCAAUGAAGCUCUUUCUAAAUUUCUUAUCUUGGAGUGGAAAACAAAACAAAAUGCAGAUGAACAGAGGGAAGAUCAGCUUUUCUUUUGUUUAUCCUCUGUAUAUAUACAUAGGAAGGAACAUAGAUUCAUCAUUUCUUCCAUUUGUUUGGUAAAGGGCUAACCAGCUCGGGAUAUUUCUUUUGUACCUGGUUCUACAAUAUGAAGUAGGAAUAUUUGGUACCUUGAUGUACCUAUGAUAUCAUUAAUGUGGGUACUCUUUCCAAUAAUACAGAUGACAGUCCCUCCUCGCCUGUUCAUCCUAUGAAAAUUUUGUCCAUGUCCCCCUAGAAACCUUUAUGGAAGGAAGAGUACCCAUUGUACUGGAGGUCUUCCUCUAAAUCUCUUAUUAACCAUGGUCUCACCAAGAGCUGGCCACUAAGCCCUUGGACUGGGCAUUAGUUCUUCCUCACUCUGUGUGACUAGCCCAUCUUCUUUGGUUUUUCCCUUCAGUUAUACAUCUCUCUGGUGAUAUCUAAGUACAGUGCCCUAUUUUAUGUUUCAUAAAUAUAAAGAUAAAAUAGAUGAAAGAGAAAGAUGAAACCUAUUUUAGAUGUUGAAAAAAUUGCCUCAAGCCAAUAAAAGCUCUCCUUAUGGAUUUUCCUCAGUUUUGGUUAAUUAAAGACCAUCCAUAGUUGUCCUAAAUGUUGUAUUUGAGAAUGUCUCUUCUGGAGUUAAUGUUAAUGCCCCAUUUAAAGAGAAACUUUUAAAGAAAUAUUAUGUAGAACUGAAUAUUUAUCACAGGUUUUAUAUUCCCCUCUGAAUUGUGUGGGAAUAUAGUUUAAAAUGAAUGUGGCUGCUGAAGGACUGUGGUGCUUCAGGGCUAUGGACUGGUUAACAUUGGGUUCACUUAUCUUGUACCUUCAAUAGUCUCUCUUGCCUUUAAGAAAGGCAAUGGAAUCUUGGGGUUACACAAAAAUAACUUAAUUCCUCCGUGGCUUAGACUAUAGGAUAGUCCUGCUUUUGACUUAUCUGUGUGCCAGUGGAACUGAUGAAAACUAGUUUCCUUUUCAGACAUUUUUCAGUAAAUAUACUAAAAUUUAGACUUCCUUCUUUCAAAAUAUCUUUGUUAAAUCAGUCUUGAGUUGAACUAGAGUGCCCAUCCUGAUGAGGUUUCAUAAUAUUAGAGUAUAUAGUGCAUGUUCAUUUUUAUUUCUAAUUUUGGCUUUUUGCUUCUGGCAUAAAAGCAUGUCCUUUGAAAGCAACUCUGAGGGAUGACUACAUUGCCCUUACUUUGGGAAGGUAUUAGGUAGAAAGGGAUAAUUGAGAAGAGUUCUAUCUGAAACAGCAAGUUUUAGCUUCUCUUGUUAGUCUGCAUGCCUCACUUGUUUCCCUACACCUUAGGGAAAUGGCCAGGGCUUGAAUAACACCCUUUCAUCCAAUGAGUUGUUCCUGUUCACUAUUUCUUUUUUGCCAAGUGGAGCUGGCCUAACUACCUCUCCCAUACCUCUAUGACUGCUCUUUUCUUGGUUCUAUGGAAUUAGAAGGUAAAUGGAGGUAUUCCGCUCUCUCUCCCUUCCCUAAUCUAUGUCCAAACAGAGCACAGCUGUAGGCCUUUUCCAUAAGCCAGAUGUGCCAGCUGAAGUUAUUCAAAUGAAAGGGAUAAUACUGGAAUGAUUUGUCCCAGGAAAUCAGUCUAAAGGGGAAUAUUUCGGGGGAGAAACUUAACCUUUGCCACCAUUAGAAACUGUGAUUUUUGAGGGUCAGGACCAAAGACUAAAUUUUAUAUCAACCUAUGAAAUGUCAUGUUCUAUUCUAUCAACUCAAGAACACUCAAGGACCAAUGGCUACAUUUGCUAAUUAAAUUUAAUUUGAGAGGAUAUCAUGCUUGUCCACUCAUGGAGCCUUUUGGAGAACCCUUGAUUUCAACAAGCAGAGGAUGGUUGCAUUCUCUUUAGCUUUAUCAUCUUUUAAGAAAAUUCUCUCUUGGAUCAAUUGUGACUUGCAUUGACAUUUUCCUACUCACAACCUUCCUUAUUAGAGCCACCAUGUGGAAGUUCUUAGUAGACUAAAUUCCUUGCCAACAGAAUCCUUAAAAUGAAGCAGGAGAUUUCCAUGCAAAUUAGUUAAAGCAAUUGGGAAGACUAUUUGUUCCCCAAACAUGACAUUUUCCUUAAUCAGCAAAAACUACCUGAGAACCAACAACUUUCUUUGGAUCAUGACAAUUGGACUGGGGACAACCUUUCACAUUGGGAGUAGAAUAGAUGCACCAGCCAGUAUAGAAUCAAUGAAAGCACUUUAGGUUAGAGUAGAUGUAGUCUCACACUGGACUUUUUUGAAUGAUAAAACUGAUUUAUUAUUUUUUUCCAAAGCCUCAUAGGAGUAGUUUGGUCUCACUGAAAUUUAUAUUUAAGACCAGAGUACAUACAUCUUAGCCCUGUGACAAUUUAGGAUUUUUUCUAUAUUGUCCUAGGUUGGGCAUUGUUUCUCUAGGAGGCUUCAAAAUAUAAUUAGUAUAUAUAUAUAUGCAUAACUAUCUACCUGGGUGUGUAUUUGUAACCAACAUUUCAUUUGCACACUCUUGCUUGCCUUAGAUUGAUUGUCUCUAGCAAGAGAGAAACACUCAGUAUUUUCAACAAUAUAAAACAAGCUCAUAUUAUAGCUCUUGGCCAGAGUAAAUCACUUGCAGCUAGUUCCUAUUCAGUGAUCCAGGGAGAAGAAAAAAGUGUAUUGUACACAUCUGAAUGAUUUUUCCAGCCUAUCUCACUUUCAAUUUUGCCUGCUUAUGCAUGCCAUUGGAGAUGAGUAGCGAUAACAGCUUUUGGCACCUAUGUUUCCUUUUUCAAAGUGCUGUAGAUUUUUAAAAUGGUAAAUGAAAACACCAAGUUUAAAUCAUGCUUCCCCUAGUCAUGCAAAGCUCUGACAAUUCAAUGACUUUUUUCCUAAUAGGUAGCAUUGAAGCAACUAAUUUCAGAUGCAUGAACACAUAAAUAUGGGUUUUAUUACAUGGAAAAAAGCUUUUUCUAGUGUGUGUUCAAUUGAAAUAAUUGCUACCUAUACUUCAAUGAAUGAAUGGGGGGAAUGAUUUUAUCUAAUUUUUAAUAAAAAUUUUAGUAAUUUUUAUCAAAUAA
Messenger RNA from Antechinus flavipes (yellow-footed antechinus), 8523 nucleotides. It is a transcript of the gene KCNQ2, whose product is annotated as potassium voltage-gated channel subfamily Q member 2. The record is from RefSeq and is a predicted model, not a curated record. The transcript is spliced from 18 exons. Bases 392 to 3112 code for a protein of 906 amino acids. Lineage: Eukaryota; Metazoa; Chordata; Mammalia; Dasyuromorphia; Dasyuridae. Gene Ontology annotation, molecular function: voltage-gated potassium channel activity. Gene Ontology annotation, cellular component: membrane. Gene Ontology annotation, biological process: transmembrane transport; potassium ion transport.